Messenger RNA from Propithecus coquereli (Coquerel's sifaka), 804 nucleotides. RefSeq names its product CDGSH iron sulfur domain 2 (gene CISD2). The coding region runs from base 121 to 528 and encodes 135 amino acids. The transcript is spliced from 3 exons. Gene Ontology annotation, molecular function: 2 iron, 2 sulfur cluster binding. Gene Ontology annotation, biological process: regulation of autophagy; autophagy of mitochondrion. Lineage: Eukaryota; Metazoa; Chordata; Mammalia; Primates; Indriidae. Gene Ontology annotation, cellular component: intracellular membrane-bounded organelle; mitochondrial outer membrane. The record is from RefSeq and is a predicted model, not a curated record.
CAGCCCCGCCCGCCGGACCAGGCGGCGAGCGCGCUCGGCCGCUUCCGCUCUCGGCGCAGGCGCGGCAGCGCGGCCCGACCGCGGAGGGGCUUCGGGAGAGCGGCGGCGGCGCCGGCCAGGAUGGUGCUGGAGAGCGUGGCCCGCAUCGUGAAGGUGCAGCUGCCCGCGUAUCUCAAGCGGCUGCCAGUCCCCGAGAGCAUUACCGGCUUCGCCAGGCUCACAGUUUCAGAAUGGCUUCGGCUACUACCUUUCCUUGGUGUACUCGCACUACUUGGCUACCUUGCAGUUCGUCCAUUCCUCCCGAAGAAAAAACAACAAAAGGAUAGCUUGAUUAAUAUUAAAAUACAAAAGGAAAAUCCAAAAGUGGUGAAUGAAAUAAACAUUGAAGAUCUGUGUCUUACUAAAGCAGCUUAUUGUAGGUGUUGGCGUUCUAAGACGUUUCCUGCCUGUGACGGCUCCCACAACAAGCACAACGAGUUGACAGGAGACAACGUGGGGCCGCUAAUCCUGAAGAAGAAAGACGUGUAGUCGUCAGGAAUCAGGGUCGGAUUCAAUUGUGUAAAAUCUUACAACAGUCUUUUCUCAUUCUUUGUGUAUAGGAGAUUUUGAAAUGGUGAUCUUAGUUAUUACUACUGGUUGAAUAGUUAUUUCUGUCAGUUUAUCUACUUGCUACACUACUGUUUAUAUUUGAUACUUUAUAUAUUCAAACAGUCACUUAUAUAGAAAUUAAAUUGUCAAGCCUCUUACUCUGACUUCAAAGAAUUAAUGUAUCUUCCAACAAUAGAAUCAACAUUUCUGAUUUUA